GUUAAAAGCAAAGGUCGCUAUGGAAGAGUUUACGUAGCAGAGUUGCGUAACAAAGGUCAGAAUGAAGUAAGGAUGGAAGUUAACGUGAAAGGACCAAACGAAGCAGCUAAAUACGAUGAUGUUCGGUCACUAGCUGAUGAAGCAAAAGUCAUGAUGGCCCUCGGUUGGCAUCCAAAUGUACUAGGUCUUAUCGGAGUUGUUAUUGAAAAUAUGCCACGAGGAGGCGACUUAUAUGUAGUAGUGGAAAACACGUUGGAUAAUUUGAAAAUAUUCCUGCACAAACGCAAAGAAUACUUUAUUAACGAGCUAGGAAGCAAAGAUGAAAGUGAUCAGAAUCCAUCAAAACGAAGCAAACUAAAACGAGAAAAGAUGCACAAAACACUUGGGCCAUCAAUAUCAACAACAACACUUUGUUCAUUUGCAUAUCAAAUUGCAAAUGGCAUGGAAUUCCUAGCGCGCAAAAAUUGCGUACACCGAGAUCUAGCUGCUCGGAACAUUUUAUUACGAGAGAAUGGAGUUAUUCGAAUUGCGGGUUUUGGUGAAGAUCGUCAGUGGGACUAUCAGUAUCUGAUGCAAGAAAUCGAGUAUUCCUCACCGUAUAAAAUCAUGGCACGUGAAUCAAUCAGCGAAUCACGAUUCUCUGAACAAACUGAUGUUUGGUCAUAUGGAGUUCUGUUGUGGGAAAUUUUCACGCUCGGUGGUGAUCCACACGAAAACAUUCACUCACCACAGAAACUUGCCGAAUAUUACCAGCGUGGAGGUCGACUUCGGAAACCUAAUUAUAUGCCAGAUAAUGUGUCUUCAUUAAUGUUCAAUUGUUGGCACGAAGAACCAGCGAAAAGACUCUCAUUUCUGAACUGCAGAACUAUUACGCAAACAAUUCUGAAAGAACGAAAUUCACAGUUUUUUUGCUGGCUUCAAAACCAACUGCAUGAGGAAUAUACAAAUAUGCAAAAAUAUGUAGAAUGGCGCGAUGGUCCUGAGGAAAACAGUACCUUGAACAUGACUGUAUAG
Messenger RNA from Thelazia callipaeda (thelaziosis nematode), 1014 nucleotides. The record is from the annotation of a GenBank genome assembly. Lineage: Eukaryota; Metazoa; Nematoda; Chromadorea; Rhabditida; Thelaziidae.